AUGGCUACAAUGCUGGUACUUAGGGCGGUGUUGUUGGUGACGCUAACCUUCCUCAACCUGGUGAAUGGGGAACAGUCGUACUGUUCGUCCACAAACCUCGGCUCACACUUCGUGACCACCUAUAUGUAUAUGUCGAAUGGUUACUGUUCAGAUGCAUGUCGUUCUGCUGGUUAUUCGAUAGCCAUCGUACAGUACCAGAGCUGUUGGUGUUCCGAUAGUGUGCCAGAAGACACAGUGUCGGUCUCUAACUGUGAUGUUGCAUGUCCUGGUUAUGCUCAAGAGCUAUGUGGCAAUAGUGAUGAGGGCCUCUACGGGUACAUAGUGGUGAGUGACGGAUACUCUACUGUUGGCUCAAGCACCACUCAAAGUACAGAAGAAACCACUUCCGCAACGUCAACGACAUCAUCCACGACGCACAGCUCUCAACAGUCAACUCAGCAGUCGACUCAGAAGACAACACAAGACACUACAGAACAAACUACAAGCUCUUCGUCAUCGUCGUCAACAUCGACGAGUUCAACGUCCACCUCAUCAACCUCGAGGUCAACAACACCUUCCACGUCAACUCUGACAUCGACACCUCCAGCGUCCACUGAAACCACCUCCUUAGCACCUGUAACAUCAAUAGUUUACUCCGUGAUGACAGUGACAGGAUCGGCCACUACCGCGCUGACGACAACCCAGGUGAUAUCUACAAUUAUCAGUGUUCCUUCACAAACCGCUUCGAGCGCUUCAACAUCUGCAUCUUCGUCAACCUCAUCAGGUUCAGGCGACGGAUUCUUCGAUUCUACAGGCAAGGUUGCUGGAGUUUUCACUGUAGUGGGUGUUGUCUGUGCAGCACUCAUAGGUGGGCUGGUAUUCCUCUGUCUACGCCAUCGUCGCCAUUCACAAGACGACCACAUGUCAGAUGAAGAAGACGGGAUGUCUCAUCAAGAUGAAAAGGUUCCUCGCCCAAUACUCACUCCAGACGAGUUCGAAGACAACGGACACGGGGAAGUCGUAGAAGUUGACCAACGACUAGAUCCAAGGCAGAUGAUGUUCAUGAACUGGGAAUCUGGAAGCCGACAGAGUCUUGCAGAUGACGUUGAUUACUCCAGAAGGGUUCUCAGGGUAACAAAUGAAUAA
Molecule: messenger RNA, 1125 nt
Organism: Williopsis jadinii
Lineage: Eukaryota; Fungi; Ascomycota; Saccharomycetes; Phaffomycetales; Wickerhamomycetaceae
Product: WSC domain-containing protein
Exons: 1
Coding region: 1-1125 (374 amino acids)
Cellular component (GO): plasma membrane
Source: RefSeq, a predicted model, not a curated record